CACUCCACUUACACUGAGAGCGAUCUCUCUCGCUCUCUCCCGCCCUCUCUUUAUCACAACACUCUCACCCACUUGCCCAAAAUCAUGGCGGACAGAAACAGCCGGGUCAGUGUUAAGAAGAAAGAGAAGAAGGUGGAAAACAAAACAAAUGACGAGAAGGACAAGGAGAAGGAAAAGGGGAAGGAGAAGAUCGUAAAAAGGCCUGACAAGCUAGUGAAAAAAACUGAGACGACGCCUGAGAAGCCUAAGACGGACGAAGAGAAGACAAAUGGGGAAAGUGGAGGGGCAACAGGAGCGGAGGCUGUUAACAGUGAAGAAAAUGGAGAGUUUCAGCCCAUAGAGCUGCCACCAUUUGAGAUUGUCACAGGAGAACAGAUGAGUCCGUUCUACUUCAAGUUUCAGUUCAGGAAUGUGGAAUACUCAUCAGGGAGGAACAAGACCCUCCUGUGCUUCAGAGUGGAUACACCAGGAGGCAGCACAGAGCCUCUGAAAGGUUAUAUGGAGGAUGAACAUGCCACAGCUCAUGCUGAAGAGGCAUUCUUUCAACAGGUGCUCCCUAACACUUCCCAAGAGUGCGAAGUCACAUGGUAUGUAUCAUCCAGUCCCUGUGUAGCCUGUGCAUCCAAGCUGGCCAACAUCCUCCAGCAGCGCAAAAAGGUCCGUCUCUGCAUAUUCUGCUCCCGUCUCUUUGAGUGGGAGCAGCCGGAGAUAGUGGAAGGGCUCCGGGCUCUGGUGAGUGCCGGCUGCAAGCUGCGGAUGAUGAAGCCGUCUGACUUCCUACAUGUUUGGGAAACGUAUGUGGAGAAGGAGGACCAGAGCUUUACACCCUGGGAGGAUUGUCAGGAGAACUACGACUACUACAUGGAGAAACUGGCUGAUAUCCUCAAGUAGAUGUGAGUUGGAGCACAUGAUGGACUAGAUCUCCCCACUGACGUGACCACAAAAUCGACCUUCUUGUCAAAUUCCCACUGGUUAAACGUGUGUUUCUUGCGGUCAUAUUUACUGGUGCAGAUCAGUAUUAGUUUGAAUGAACAGUCGUGGCAACAUUUUGUAUUUUUUAUUUUGCUAAGUUCAUAGGGAGACACAAAAUGCUUGAAUGGCAUUUAUACAGCAUCACUUAUUGUAUAUAAAUAUAUCAUACAAUAUCCAACUGA
Molecule: messenger RNA, 1154 nt
Organism: Micropterus salmoides (largemouth bass)
Lineage: Eukaryota; Metazoa; Chordata; Actinopteri; Centrarchiformes; Centrarchidae
Product: probable C->U-editing enzyme APOBEC-2
Exons: 4
Coding region: 85-891 (268 amino acids)
Biological process (GO): cytidine to uridine editing
Cellular component (GO): cytoplasm; nucleus
Molecular function (GO): cytidine deaminase activity; RNA binding
Source: RefSeq, a predicted model, not a curated record